AUGUUAAGAAUAUUCCAUUUUAAUGAAAGUGAAAAACUUAAAACCCAUAAUAAUCGAUACAAAUAUAUUCGUAUUUCAGAUAAUAGUCAAAUUGAAAAAUCCCUUAAAAAAUCCAAUUAUUCAACUAUUGGAUGUACAGAUUGUCCUAAAUAUUUAAAAAAUUAUGCAAUUUUAAGAAAUGGAAUCAUUGAAUUAAGAUCAAUUAUUGAACCAAAUGUUUAUGUAUUUGUUAGUGAACAAGAAUUAGAAAAAGCAGUUUUUCAAUAUUAUCAAAUUGAAAUUAAAGAUUUUUUGGUUUUUUAUUGUUCGGAUCAUGAUCUAGAUUUCAUUCAAGGUAAAUUCCAUUGUACUACUUCAAGACCAGUAUUUAGAAAAAUCAAAUUCAAUAAAGAUCCAUAUUUUCUUAUGGAUGAUAUGAAUAGUAGGGUUAGGGAAGAGAAAAAAUACAGUGAUGUUUUUUAUUAUAUCAAUGCAAAAGAAAAGAAAAUUGAAUUAUCAGCCACUAUACUUUCAGUGGUAAAUAAAUUUAUCACAGUAGAUAGAAUUUCUUCUGUUCCAUUAUCAUAUUUAGAUAUCUACAAAAUGUUUUCAUUAAAUGUAUACAUUAGUGGAGAAGGGUCAUUUUUCAAUGAGUUGUUUGAUAGUAACGAUGUUUUAUUACCAAAAUAUCAACAACAAUGGUGA
This is a messenger RNA of Candida tropicalis MYA-3404, 684 nucleotides long. RefSeq lists its product as uncharacterized. The coding region runs from base 1 to 684 and encodes 227 amino acids. The transcript has a single exon. The record is from RefSeq and is a predicted model, not a curated record. Lineage: Eukaryota; Fungi; Ascomycota; Pichiomycetes; Serinales; Debaryomycetaceae.